Molecule: messenger RNA, 576 nt
Organism: Penicillium samsonianum
Lineage: Eukaryota; Fungi; Ascomycota; Eurotiomycetes; Eurotiales; Aspergillaceae
Exons: 1
Coding region: 1-576 (191 amino acids)
Source: RefSeq, a predicted model, not a curated record
AUGAAUACAUUCAGCCUCCAUCCAGCCGAUGUCCCUAGUACUCUCUACAGAGUCCAAUAUGAGGAUUCUAUGACGACCUAUGAUAUAUAUGAGGGGCUCGAGGCAGAUGAUACGGUUACGUUAUAUGAUGGUGAAGGGGACGAACAGGAAGAAGACGAUACUCUCCAAGAGUUUGGCGACGCAGUAGAGCAGCAUUUGAGCUGGGACCCUGGCUAUAGGAGCAUUUUUAUCUCGCUCUUUUCUCAGGGAAGACAUGCUGAAAAUUGGAUGCUGGAAAGGCAUACCCGUUUUGGCAGCAGAAACUGCACUCUCCUUCAGAUUAAUACGGCGGCUCUUCACGGCUUUUUUAUCUUCCGCGCCGAGGAGAUUGUUGAUGCACUUUCGUUGUCGAUAUCAGAAGCAGCCCAAGCGAGUGUUGCUAGGGAGUAUCUUAUUGCCCAUUAUAUACCCCCACGUGCUAUUAUAAGAAGUCAAACUGUCCAUGACAUUCUAGCAGGUAAGACCACGCCUUUCUCGGUAGAUUCUGAUGUGGCUUGGGGAGCCAAUAGUGCCAUGUCUCAGAAUCUUGGUCUUUAA